Molecule: messenger RNA, 3620 nt
Organism: Alligator mississippiensis (American alligator)
Lineage: Eukaryota; Metazoa; Chordata; Crocodylia; Alligatoridae
Gene: AFG2A
Product: AFG2 AAA ATPase homolog A
Exons: 15
Coding region: 1-2367 (788 amino acids)
Cellular component (GO): cytoplasm
Molecular function (GO): ATP binding; ATP hydrolysis activity
Source: RefSeq, a predicted model, not a curated record
AUGUCCUGCCCGCGGGGGAAGGGCCGGGGGCGGCCGGGGCCCGGCGGCGGCGGCUGCUCGGAGCCACGCGUCGUCCUGCAGCUCGCGGUCACCGACGGCACCGGCAAAGAAGAUGACAACAUUCCUAAAACAUACAGGAACACUCUUGUACAACUAGGACUCAACAGUAUGAAAUCUGCCAAUAUAUGCAUAGGUCGACCAGUCUUGCUUACCAGUGAAGAUGGAAAACAAGAGGUCUGUACUGCUUGGCCCAUUGCAGGCUUCUCAGGAGGAAAAAUUGGCUUGAGUGGAAUCACUCAGAAGAAUUUGGUCGUGAAACCUGGUGAUGUAGUCACUGUCCAGCCUGUGGUCGGUGCAGUGGUACAGGCAGAAGAAAUCUACGUUAAGCUGAGUGCUGUUUGUAGAAUGGGCAAGGAUUGUAAAAGAAACUUUUUUCACAGAGACAAAGACACCUGUGUUAAUGCUGAAGAACUGUCUGCCUGUCUUUUGAUAAAUCUAGAUGGGAAGAUAGUAUUGCCAGGCAACCUCUUGCCCCUCACUUUCUAUGGUAGACCUUGCAGCCUGGUGGUGAUGAAGGUGAAAGGAACAGAUGGGGCCCUGUUGGAAAUGCAGGGCAGUAAUGCUUUCAACAAAGCACAAGAGACAACCCUUGAGAAGUCUGACUUGGAAACCAGUGCACUAAAUUUAUCCUUACAGCUCAGCAACUUGGACAUAGAAGACAAGCUAGAAGAUGCACUUACCAGUACGCCAUGCAGAUCAACAGAUCAGUGUUCAUCAGUUGCAUCCAGUGAUACUAUAAUAGGGGCUGAGCAGGUUUGUGCUCAGGUCAAUGAGCUAUAUGAUGAGCAGAAUGUCAGAAGCCUCAUUGAUGGUUCUGAAUCAGCUGGAGAAGUCCAUGAGAGAAUGCUGCUGCAUGGCAAAAAAGGAGCAAAAUGCAAUUCUGAUACAUUUUACUUCAUUUCUUCAAGAACAAAGGUCAAUUUUAUUGAGACUUGGCCCACUGUGACAGAACAGGAUUGUAAAUCCAGAGUUACCUAUGAUAUGAUAGGUGGUUUAAGCAGCCAGUUAAAAACUAUUCGAGAGACAAUAGAAUUGCCUUUGAAGCAAGCUGAACUGUUCAAGAGUUAUGGAAUUCCUCCUCCUAGAGGAGUACUAUUGUAUGGCCCUCCAGGUACUGGGAAGACCAUGAUUGCCAGAGCUGUUGCAAAUGAAGUUGGAGCUCAUGUUUCCAUUAUUAAUGGUCCUGAAAUAUUAAGCAAGUUUUAUGGUGAGACUGAAGCAAGAUUGCGACAGAUAUUUGCUGAAGCUUCUCAGUGCUGCCCCUCAAUUAUAUUUAUAGAUGAACUGGAUGCACUCUGUCCAAAGAGAGAAGGAGCUCAGAAUGAAGUUGAAAAGAGAGUUGUAGCUUCAUUGCUAACACUGAUGGAUGGCAUUGGCUCAGAGGGUAGUGAAGGUCAGCUCUUGGUGUUAGGUGCCACAAACCGUCCUCAUGCACUGGAUCCCGCAUUACGGAGACCUGGGCGUUUUGAUAAAGAGAUAGAAAUUGGAGUUCCAAAUGCACAGGACCGACUAGACAUACUGAGCAAGCUUCUUCAUCAGGUUCCUCAUCUGCUGACUGGAACAGAGUUGGUGCAGCUGGCUGACAGUGCCCAUGGAUAUGUGGGAGCAGACUUGGCAGCAUUAUGCAAGGAAGCUGGUUUAUAUGCGUUGCGGAGAGCACUGGGAAAACAGACUAACCUAUUAGACAGUGAGGUGGCUGGGUCAGUGAUGAUUACUUUCAAUGACUUCCUGCAGGGGAUGAAUGAUGUUAGGCCCAGCGCCAUGAGGGAGGUGGCUAUCGAUGUACCAAAAGUAUCUUGGUCAGACAUUGGGGGACUAGAUAACGUCAAACUGAAAUUGAAACAGGCAGUAGAGUGGCCAUUUAAGCAUCCUGAGUCCUUCAUCCGGAUGGGAAUUCAGCCACCAAAAGGAGUACUGCUUUAUGGACCUCCUGGAUGCUCAAAGACAAUGAUAGCUAAAGCUUUGGCCAAUGAAAGUGGGCUCAACUUCUUGGCAGUCAAGGGACCUGAACUGAUGAAUAAAUAUGUUGGUGAAUCUGAGCGAGCAGUGAGAGAGAUCUUCAGGAAAGCCAGAGCUGUGGCUCCCUCUAUUCUUUUCUUUGAUGAAAUAGAUGCCUUGGCAGUUGAAAGAGGGAGCUCUUCAGGUGCUGGGAAUGUAGCAGACCGUGUCUUGGCUCAGUUGUUAACGGAAAUAGAUGGGAUAGAACAGCUAAAGGACGUGACAAUUUUGGCAGCUACAAACCGACCGGAUAUGAUAGACAAGAAGUCUGGUGUGCCAUCAAGAAACCAAGAACAACAAGGCUACUGAACCAGAUGACAUACCUGCUGAAAUCUACUAGGCUGGCAGCAAGGAACUAGUACAGAGGCUCCAUGAAUUUAUUCUUCAAAUUUGGGACAACCAAGAGAUCCCUUGGAACCAACACCAUAACUAUCUUCAAGAAAGGAGAUAAGUCUGUGUGAGAGAACUGUCAAGGUAUUGUUUUUCUUUCCACAACAGAGAAAAUCCUUGUGCACAUCCUCUUGAACCACCGUCUUCCCCUUGCUGAGAAAAUCCUGCCGGCAUCUCAGUGUAAUUUCAGUUCAUCCCAUUGGGCAGUUGACAUGAACCUCAUUGCCCAUCAAGGAACCUUGUGGAAAAUACUGGCCAGAUUGGGAUGACCUGAAAAGUACAUCAAAGUCUUGAGGCUUCUUCACAACCAGGUGGCUGCGACUGUUCUUUGUAGCAGACCCCAGAUGGAUUAAUCUAAACUGGGAUCAAGCACGGAUGUGUCAGCAUGCCAAUUUUGUUCUCUAUUUUAUUUACCAUCAUCCUGGUUCUCAUUAAGGACCACCUCCCUUCCAGAAUGUACAAUGGAUGGAGGGCUCAUCAAUCUGGGUCAUUUUCCUCAAAGACCAAAGUACUCAAAACAACCAUCCUUAACCAUCAAUAUGUUGACAACUGCACCAUCCUGAUGCACACUGAAGAAAACCUCUAGACAGUGCUAGACCUUUUCAGUGAGGCCUGCAGAACUUUGAGCCUCUUUCUCAACAUUGAGAAGACUGAAGUGCUCUGUCAGCCUGCCCCAAGCUGUGAAUUUGACCCCCUCCAAAUUAUCAUCAAGGGAAAGACCCUGGAGGUAGUUGAGCACUUCUCUUACCUUAGUAGCCACCUCUCAGACUGAAUGUUGAGAUCUAGUACACGUUCAAUGUAUUUUUUUUUAUUGAUUACAAUCUCUGGAAAGAAGAUCUAGGUUUACAAUGCAGUGCACCCCCACUCUCCUUUAGAGAUGUAAAAUCUGGGUGACCUACCGUCAUCAUCUCAAGAGUCUAGAGAGUUAUCACCAAGGAUCCUGGCUUUCUCUGUUUAAAAAUCCAAAAUUAUCUGAUAAUAAUUUGUUGUCCCCCCUCCCCCCAAUAGCGCCCCCCAAUUCUCUCACUAAAAAUGCCCCAAACUGCUUUUUUCAGUGAUUAAUAUAGGUAUCAGUUGAACACAAUUUUUUAUUAAUAUAUUUACAAUUUUAAAGCAAUUUGAAAGCCUACCAAUGCCUCAAUGAUUAUAAUAAAAGAAAGUGUAAAUACCUA